AUGAUGGACGCUCAGAGGGUCCAGUCGUCCUACAGGAAGCGCUUCGGGUCGCAGGGCUCCGGGGCCGGGGGGGGCGGCGGCGGCGGCGGCGGAGGGGGUCUCAGGGCGGGGAGCCUCUCCUCUAGCCGCUACUCCUGGCACGGCGGCAGCAGCCUCCCCCGCCACCUCAGCCAUCACCCCGGCGCCGCUCACUCCCCCUCCCUCCGCCUCUCCCUGGGCUCCUCGGCCGGCGGCGGCGGCGGCGGCGGUGGCGGCGAGCGCCUGGACUUCCCGGCGGACUCGCUGAUGAAGGCGCACUACAAGGAGACCCGGACCAACGAGAAGGUGCAGAUGAUGGGGCUGAACGACCGCUUCGCCAGCUACAUCGAGAAGGUGCGCUUCCUGGAGCAGCAGAACAAGAUGCUGGUGGCCGAGCUGAACCAGCUCAAGGCCAAGGAGCCCAGCCGGCUGGGCGACAUCGUCCAGGAGGAGCUGCGGGAGCUGCGCCGGCAGGUGGACGGGCUGGGGGCCGCCAAGGGCCGGCUGGAGAUCGAGAGGGACAACCUGGCCGGGGACCUGGCCACGCUCAAGCACAGAUUGCAAGAGGAAACUGGGCAGCGACAAGACGCGGAGAACAACCUCAACGUUUUCAGACAGGAUGUGGACGAGGCGUCUCUGAACCGCAUCCAGCUGGAGAGGAAGAUCGAGGCCCUGAACGAUGAGAUCGUCUUCCUCAAGAAGAUCCACGAGGAGGAGCAGCGGGAGCUCCAGGAGCAGGCUCUGGCCCAGCAGGUCCACGUGGAUCUGGACGUGUCCAAGCCCGACCUGACGGUCGCCCUGAGGGACAUCAGGGUGCAGUACGAGUCCAUGGCCUCGUCCAACAUGCAGGAGACAGAGGAGUGGUACCGCUCCAAGUUUGCCGACAUGACGGACUCGGCGGGCCGGAACGCGGAGGCCCUGCGCCUGGCCAAGCAGGAGGCUAACGACUACCGCCGGCAGCUCCAGGUGCUGACCUGUGACCUGGACUCCCUCCGAGGAACGAACGAGUCGUUGGAGCGUCAGCUGCGUGACGUAGAGGACCGCUGCGCCAUGGAGACGGCGAGCUACCAGGACACGGUGAACCGUCUGGAGGACGAGAUCAACGGGCUGAAGGAGGAGAUGGCCCGCCAUCUGCAGGAGUACCAGGACCUGCUCAACGUCAAGCUGGCCCUGGACAUCGAGAUCGCCACCUACAGGAAGCUGCUGGAAGGGGAGGAGAGCAGGAUCACAGUUCCUGUGCAGAGUUUCGCCAAUAUGCAGUUCAGAGAAACAAACGUCGACACCAAACCCCCGGAGGCCACCGUGAAGAGAAGAGUCUUGGUCCGCACCGUGGAGACCCGAGACGGGGAGAUCAUCAAGGAGUCCACCGAGGAACGCAAGGAUCUGCCCUGAUCUCUGUGUCUACAAAACAACAAAAAAAGAAAACUAGCCAACCACUAACUUAUGUAUCCAAAUUAAAAAUCGACCCUAGAAUCAUAAAAGCCCCUCCAAACCAUCAAACCAAUUACGAAGUCAUGAUUUUCCUCAUGAUUCUCCCCA
Gadus chalcogrammus (walleye pollock) is the source of this 1557-nucleotide messenger RNA. It is a transcript of the gene gfap, whose product is annotated as glial fibrillary acidic protein. Lineage: Eukaryota; Metazoa; Chordata; Actinopteri; Gadiformes; Gadidae. Gene Ontology annotation, biological process: regulation of chaperone-mediated autophagy; intermediate filament organization. The record is from RefSeq and is a predicted model, not a curated record. The transcript has 9 exons. Gene Ontology annotation, cellular component: intermediate filament; cytoplasm; cell projection. The coding region runs from base 1 to 1410 and encodes 469 amino acids. Gene Ontology annotation, molecular function: structural constituent of cytoskeleton.